This is a messenger RNA of Microthlaspi erraticum, 372 nucleotides long. Lineage: Eukaryota; Viridiplantae; Streptophyta; Magnoliopsida; Brassicales; Brassicaceae. The record is from the annotation of a GenBank genome assembly.
AUGGAGGGAUCCGCCACCAAAGUAAUCUCUUCAGUACGCAAGGUAAAAGGGUUCAAUUUUGAUCCGAAGCUUCUUGAAACCUCUCCUCCCAGGACUUUACCUCAUGCGGAUCCAGGUCUCCCUAAGCCGCCAUGUCUGAGUAAUCUUGUCCCUCCUGCAUGGAAAGGUCGUGUUUGGAAUACAGAGACUGAGGAGAUACCAGCAUCAUCAGCUUUUCCUGCUUCGACAAGCCGUUACGCACCUGAGGAUCCAAGUCUCCCUAAGCCAUGGAAAUGUCUUGUGGAUAAUAGCACUGGGUAUGGCUACUUUUGGAAUACAGAGACUGGUGUUACCCAGUGGCAGAGACCAUCUUCAGAGACUAAUGUUACCUAA